This is a messenger RNA of Penicillium odoratum, 675 nucleotides long. It is a transcript of the gene mrpl4, whose product is annotated as mitochondrial 54S ribosomal protein uL29m. Gene Ontology annotation, cellular component: mitochondrial ribosome; mitochondrial large ribosomal subunit. NCBI's taxonomy places the organism in Eukaryota, Fungi, Ascomycota, Eurotiomycetes, Eurotiales, Aspergillaceae. Gene Ontology annotation, molecular function: structural constituent of ribosome. The coding region runs from base 1 to 675 and encodes 224 amino acids. The record is from RefSeq and is a predicted model, not a curated record. Gene Ontology annotation, biological process: mitochondrial translation. The transcript has 3 exons.
AUGCAUCGGCCAGCCAUCGCUCAAUUGGCCAAAUAUGGGGGCCUUGCCCUGGCUGAAUUGCCCCCGCCAUAUCUGGCACCCUCCCUCCAUUUCUCGAUGACUCGAUCCACCCAAUCCUCGAGCUUCUCCACGACUACUCCCGUUGCCGCUGGCCGAGGACGCGACUUGAACCGAACUCGCGGUGUAUCAGCUAUUCACCGUACCGGUCCACGAUUCAAGCUUGGUGUUUCCAAGUACCCAUUGCCGAAACCUGUGGCAGCUGAUUCCUUGCCUCCCCGAAGCAAAAACCCCGACCAUGGACUUUGGGGAUUCUUCCCUCCAUCGCGUGAGGCAAUGAGUGAACCAGAUUUCGAUCAAGCCCACGGUCGCCCAUGGGCUGUUACCGAACUCCGCGACAAGAGCUGGGACGACCUUCACAGACUUUGGUGGGUCUGCAUCAAAGAGCGCAACCGUAUCGCUACCUCGAAUCUGGAGAGAAUGCGCCUGAAGGCUGGAUAUGGAGAACACGAAUCUGAGAGCCGGGACAGAGCUAUCGUCAUUACCAUGAAGAGCAUCAAACAUGUGUUGCGUGAGCGCUGGUACGCUUGGGAGGAAGCACAGCGUCUGUAUGAGCAGGGAGCUCGCCCGGAGUACGAAGAUGUUAUGGAGUCCGAGCCUGAGACCUCCAAGCCCUAA